This is a messenger RNA of Magallana angulata, 3492 nucleotides long. RefSeq lists its product as uncharacterized. NCBI's taxonomy places the organism in Eukaryota, Metazoa, Mollusca, Bivalvia, Ostreida, Ostreidae. The record is from RefSeq and is a predicted model, not a curated record. Gene Ontology annotation, molecular function: DNA binding. Gene Ontology annotation, biological process: DNA integration; DNA recombination. The transcript is spliced from 2 exons. Bases 254 to 2113 code for a protein of 619 amino acids.
AUGGUUUUUAAUUUCUGUUAGUUGAAGCUUAAGUUUGUUUAAGCGUGGUUUAUUUCUUAAGAAUAGUGUUAAUUCAUAUUCAUCCAUUAUCAACCUUUAUAUUUUACUACAGCUUUGUACGUAAUUAUCAUGUCUAAAAUAUUGCAACUGUAUCUGCUAUCAAGCACUACGAAUUGAUUACUUAUGUAAUGGGCAGAUGGCCGGGAUAAAUGCCCCCUAGCCAUCGGUCCAGUCACGUGACUUCUUAUCUCGGAUGGUUCUUGGACAGCUACAGCACCAGCUAUUAUCAAUUCCUUACAAUCUUGCGGAUUUAAUCUAUUUGACAACCCAUCGACGAUUUUUAUGUCUGGAAACUAAUUCUCUGAAUAAUUAUAUUCAAGAAAACGUGAACAUUUUGUGUAAAAUUUACAUUCUGUGUUCCGGAGAUCGAACAAUUUCUUGUGUAGUGAAUCUUGUGACGAUGGCACCAAAACGUUCAACGAAGAGACAAAAAACAACGGGUAAUGCUCUGGAUAUGAGUAAUUAUCUUAAUUGGCCGGCAUCGACUCUGCGAGAAAAACUCACGGAAGCUAACAUCAACGCCUCCCCGAGUUUUCCCCUCUCGGUACUUCGUAAACUUUACGCUGAUAACAUUAUCGAUUCCAACGCUGAUUCCAGUUCCAGUUCGUUAAAUCAACAAACUUCUGUUCAAGAUACAGAGAACGUGCCCUCAAACAGUGUUAUUUCGUCUGAAAGCAUCAAUUCCAAUAACCUUGCGACUAGCAGCGACGCUCCGACCCGUGCGACUUCACCAAGUACGACCUGUCUAAACACAACCGGAUCCGAAUCUCCCAUUGUUGUACAAUCUCUGAUGAAUACUGUUCAAAGUCUUCAAACGAUGGUCAGCAGUUUAGCAACUAUGGUAUCAGCGAAGGAAUCCAAUCCAACCGCCCAAUACAGCCUUCAGAAUUAUUACCAAUCGUCAGAGACGACUUGCUCACCUUCUACUUCGAGGAAAUUCGGAACAAAUCCCGAAGAUCUACCCCAAAUGGACCUCAUUUCCCCUUCGUUAAGGAAAAACAUAGUCGAAGAUGGCCAAAUUCAGAUGCCUAGCUCCCACUGCAGACAGCCAAUCUCAGCCCUGCCCUCCCAUGGAGAAAGUUCUUUGGAAACUUCCAGUAGGAUAAGUGCACUAAUGUCAAGCUCAGUUUCAUCUUCAACUCAAAGUGUCUACCAUUCAGGACACCAGACAUACACCAAGUUCACUCAAAUGAACAAUUAUUCUCUAGUUGCCACUGAAGAUACUCUCAUGCAUUUUGCGACCUACUGCCUCGAUUCUUUGAACUUGUCUUAUCACACCAUAAAGUUAUACCUGUGUGGAAUUCGUUACUACCACUUAUUACAAGGUAUUCCUAACCCUUUCACCCUCGAAGACAAAUUACCUAGAUUGCAAAUGCUUCUCAAGGGAAUUAAACGACAACAAAAGCCUCACCGACCAAGCAGAAAACCCAUCACCACCGAAAUUUUAAACGAUAUGGUAAAAUCACUUCAACAAGGAAUUUUUACACAUUAUUCCGAUAUUCUGAUGUCUACAGUGUGCGUAGUGGCGUUUUUUGGAUUCCUCAGAUGUGCGGAGUUCACCUGUAAAUCAUCAUUUGACCCCGAAUGCAACCUGUGUUUCAGUGAUCUCGCUAUGCAUGAUAACCAUGCAGUUCUUACCUUGAAACAAUCGAAAACCGAUCCAUUUCGUAAAGGAAUCGACAUCAAAUUAUUCCGUACCAAAAGUACAGUGUGUCCAAUUCAACAAUUGUCAACAUAUUUAUCCAUGAGGAAUUCAACCUUUGCUUGCAAAUCUAACGACCCAUUGUUCAUCAUGGAAAACGGUAAUGCUCUGACCAGAUCUCGAUUCCUUGAAAUGCUCAAACAGCUCCUACAUUGUGCGGGACAUUCAGAAAGUGGUAUUACCGGUCACUCCUUCCGUAUAGGUGCUGCCACGUCCGCAGCCAAGGCACGCAUCGAAGACCACCUCAUCAAAUCAAUGGGUCGUUGGUCUUCAGACUCGUACUUAAGAUACAUCAGAACAGCCGAUUCUACGAUUCAACACGCCCAGCUAUCCAUGCUUCAUUCGCAGUGACUUCGUUAACAUGCAAACUUGAACUUAAUUCCGAAACCCUUUGCGAAGUUUCAUUUAUUCUUUAUUCUACUGCUAAAACUCACAUCCAUGUAAAUAGAUUCUAUGCAUAUGUUGUUUACAUGUACACAUAACCAUGUCUCUUAUUAUUCUUCAUCGUUUCAUUUAACUUUACAAUAUGUGCGUAAUUCAUGUGUUAACCUGUAUUACCAUGGCAUAAUUUCACACUUUAUGGGGUACUCAGUCACUCAUGCUUCAUUCCCGAGUUUUGGCCCUAAUAUUUCAUAUUUUUCCCCAUUAAGUAUUCAUUUGCUAAUUGCAAUAUAAUUACUUGUAUCAUUUUAAUUGCUUGUACAAUUCAGUCCGUCUCAGUAUUCUCGUACUGACGAAGUUCUACCUCGUAGAUCUUCCAACCUUUGUCACAUGCCCUGCAGGGUUCAACAACUAUCGUUGUGGCGAUGUCACACACAUCGGGUAGCUUCUACCACGUGGAUGCUUCAACCCAGCAGGUUCUUCUUUCUUAAGUGAGUGACUGAGCCAGUUUUUACUCCAGUAUGUGUUGAUAAGCUUGUAUAUAUAUUAUUUGUAGAUUUGUAGAUGUUUUCUAUAUAAAAUGUUUCUUUCUUAAACUAUAUCUUUUUAUUCUUGAGAAAUAAAUUGAAGCUUAAGUUUGUUUAAGCGUGGUUUAUUUCUUAAGAAUAGUGUUAAUUCAUAUUCAUCCAUUAUCAACCUUUAUAUUUUACUACAGCUUUGUACGUAAUUAUCAUGUCUAAAAUAUUGCAACUGUAUCUGCUAUCAAGCACUACGAAUUGAUUACUUAUGUAAUGGGCAGAUGGCCGGGAUAAAUGCCCCCUAGCCAUCGGUCCAGUCACGUGACUUCUUAUCUCGGAUGGUUCUUGGACAGCUACAGCACCAGCUAUCCACCACCAUCCCCGCCACUCACCUUUAUCUUACUUUGCCAUGGUAAUGCCAAAAAGAACCGGCUCAGUCAAUUUAUUUGCCCUAAUAUUUCAUAUUUUUCCCCAUUAAGUAUUCAUUUGCUAAUUGCAAUAUAAUUACUUGUAUCAUUUUAAUUGCUUGUACAAUUCAGUCCGUCUCAGUAUUCUCGUACUGACGAAGUUCUACCUCGUAGAUCUUCCAACCUUUGUCACAUGCCCUGCAGGGUUCAACAACUAUCGUUGUGGCGAUGUCACACACAUCGGGUAGCUUCUACCACGUGGAUGCUUCAACCCAGCAGGUUCUUCUUUCUUAAGUGAGUGACUGAGCCAGUUUUUACUCCAGUAUGUGUUGAUAAGCUUGUAUAUAUAUUAUUUGUAGAUUUGUAGAUGUUUUCUAUAUAAAAUGUUUCUUUCUUAAACUAUAUCUUUUUAUUCUUGAGAAAU